AUGACGUUUGCUAGUCGGGCCAUUUCCAGACGGACAUGGCAAGAGUUGCUUGGUUCCAGAAACUUUGCUAUUUUUUAUAGUUGGAGAUGCACAUCCAGUGGACCCAUCCAACAAUGUGCAGUCGAAGACUGCUGGCAGGUCAGUUCCCAUGGCCGGGUGUGCAACACCAGAGGAGCAAUAUCAUAUGGAUACUUAAGGUCAACAGGCUACUGCACCGUCAAGAUGUCAGGCAAUUAUUUUUGUGUCCAUCGCUUGGUUGCCUUUGCUUUUCUCGGUCCUCCCCCUGAUGACUUGACAUGGCAGGUGCAUCACCGUGAUGGCGACAAGGCCAACAAUCACUUGGACAACUUGGAGUAUGUGACGCCUAGCCAAAACAUCGCUGCCUCUUAUGCCAGCCAAACUAGACGUUGUGGCGGCGCUCGGCAAUCCUUACCUGUGAUGUGGAGAGCUGUUGAGUCCCAAAGCUGGAACAUCUCCCCCUCAAUGACGCAGGCAGCCGUAGAGCUUGGCAUUAGCCGGCAUUCAGUUGCGAAUGGCUGCCGUCAAGGCAAAGCCGUGAAAGGCAAUGAGUUUCAACUUGCGGUCAACAGUGAGAGAGGAGCACUUGAGGGAGAGGAUUGGCAACAAAUGUAUGAUCCUAUGUCAGGCCUGAAGGUGCGUGGACGGAUGGUAAGUUCGCUUGGCAGGAUCAAAUCCAAAAAUGGGCUGAUAUCUUGGGGAUGUUUGGAGAAGUCAGGGUACUACAGGACCUGCAUCACCUUAAACUCUGACAAACGCGUGGAGCUUGUCCAUCGUCUUGUGGCAUUUGCAUUUUUGGGACCGCCUCCAUCACAAUGUCGUGUAUAUGUUAACCACAAGGACCUGGACAAAGGAAAUAAUUCAGCUGAAAACCUGGAGUACGUGACACAAUCUGAAAACAUGGCACACUUUUACUUGAACACAGGCAUCAGAAACCGCAUCAGGGGCAGACCAGUCGAGAGCAGGCUAAAGAACAGCAAAGAAUGGACAAAACAUUCAUCUAUCCGCGGCGUUGCCGCUGCAUUUGGCAUUUCCACCAAGAGCAUUUCCAGAUGUCUCAACCGACACCAGGCAAGUGCUUGUGGCUACGAGUUCAGGUUGGCCACCCCAGACAUCCUUUCAGGCGAAGAGUGGCGUUGCAUUGAUCUCCCAGCUUUGCUGCAAGAAAAAGCCACACGAAAAGGGCGGUGA
Messenger RNA from Durusdinium trenchii, 1209 nucleotides. NCBI's taxonomy places the organism in Eukaryota, Dinophyceae, Suessiales, Symbiodiniaceae. The record is from the annotation of a GenBank genome assembly.